AUGGCUACGGCGGCGUGGUGUGGCGGGCGGCGGGGCGGGCGGGGAGGCAGCCGCCGGCGAGGGUACGAGGAGAAGGAAGAGGGCAGAGCGGGGUCGAGAAACAGUAGUACUACCACGGGUAGCAACGGAAGUACGGAUCCAACAAGUCUCACGAUCCAAAAAAUACGAGAAAUCACAGAUGAUUUCUCUGAGGAACGAGCACUUGGUCAGGGCGCAUACGGAAAGGUUUACAAGGGGGUUCAUGACAAUGGAGAAGAGAUUGCAGUGAAGUUGCUCCAUAAUAACAUGCCAGCGAUUAACGAUGAGCAAUUCCAACAUGAGUUUGAUAACCUUAUGAUGCUCCAGCAUCCGAACAUCGUUCAAUUAGUUGGCUACUGCUACGAAACACACCGUCAACAUGUAGAUUUCCAAGGAAGAAUAGUUUUUGGUGAAACAACAUACAGAGCGCUCUGCUAUAUGCACAUGGGGAGCCUUCAAAGACAUAUUUCAGACGAACUUCAUGGACUUGACUGGAAGACACGUUACAAAAUUAUCAAGGGGGCAUGUGAGGGCCUAAAAUACCUUCAUGAAGGAUGCAAAGAAACAAUUUAUCAUUUGGAUCUAAAACCCGACAACAUACUGCUAGAUGAGAAUAUGAUACCAAAACUUGCCGAUUUUGGUUUGUCCAAGCUCUUUGGUGAAGAACAAACUAGGGUUACAUAUAAUCCUGUAGGAACAUUUGGAUACAUGCCGCCGGAAUACUUGUUUGGACAAGUCGUCUCGAAGAAGUUAGACGUAUUUAGCUUGGGUGUUGUAAUUACAAAGAUAAUUGCAGGACCCCAAGGCCACACUAGAAGUGCCGAAAUGCCUUACCAAGAGUUUAUUGAUCAAGUACAGAAAAACUGGAGGGAUAGGUUGGAAGCCACUUGUACUUCUUCGAGAAUACUAGAAGCAUACUGUGAGCAAGUGAGCAUAUGCACUGAUAUAGGAUUGACCUCCAUCGAGACUCAUAGGCACAAAAGGCCCAGUCUUGACGGAAUCAUUCAAAUGCCACAAGGAGGUGUCCAUUUGCUCAAGCCGUAA
Triticum dicoccoides is the source of this 1062-nucleotide messenger RNA. Its product is annotated as putative receptor-like protein kinase At4g00960. The transcript is spliced from 7 exons. NCBI's taxonomy places the organism in Eukaryota, Viridiplantae, Streptophyta, Magnoliopsida, Poales, Poaceae. The record is from RefSeq and is a predicted model, not a curated record. Gene Ontology annotation, biological process: protein phosphorylation. Gene Ontology annotation, molecular function: protein kinase activity; ATP binding. The coding region runs from base 1 to 1062 and encodes 353 amino acids.